Molecule: messenger RNA, 3270 nt
Organism: Manduca sexta (tobacco hornworm)
Lineage: Eukaryota; Metazoa; Arthropoda; Insecta; Lepidoptera; Sphingidae
Gene: in
Product: protein inturned
Biological process (GO): cilium assembly; vesicle-mediated transport; nervous system development
Cellular component (GO): cytoplasm; cilium
Source: RefSeq, a predicted model, not a curated record
ACAAACGGUGAAUGAUAAUUUUACAUAAUAUUUUAUUACUUUUUACAGAAAACAAAUUAUGUAUAACAUUUUGUAUCUUGCCAUUUUUGAAUUUUCCUGCCAAAUUUACAAAGAAUCUGACAUUUUAUUUUAUUUGUCAAAUGUGUAUCAUUGGAUAAUUUUUUACAAUAAUAAAUAUUAUUAUACUUAUUAAAUCAUUAUCAAUAAAAAUAAUCUAUCUUCUUGUCUCAUAGAGUUUUCAGUCUUUACUAUGAAGUCAAAGUAAAAGAAUAGUACCUCGAGCUUGCUAGAAAUUCUGGAUUCAACAAAAAAGAGUUGGCAACACUGGUCUUUGACAUAUGUCAUAAAUGUCAAAUCAACAAAGUAUCUAUUUGGAAUUUUUAACUAUAUAGGAACUUUUAAAAUUGCUCCAAAACUAAACGUUUUAUUAACUGAAACUAUAAAUAUAAUGAACCAGUAUAAAAGAAAAAUUACUGAGGAGAGUCCCUGUGAUUCCGAUAAUGAUUGGACCAAUUCAUCUGAUGAUUCCAAAUAUUCCGAUUCAGAAAGUUCCGUUCCAGAAUGGGAUUCGGACGUUGGUGAAGAUGGGGAAUUAGUUUAUAUAAAGCUUAAACCCGUUGAAGUACACGAAGAAAAUAAAACACCAUUGUUAGAAAAUUGCGAAACAUUUAGGCCGAGAAGUAACUUUAAAAGGUCUUCAACAAGGAGAUCUACUAAGGGAAGAAUAUUUAAAGUGUUAAAGGUAAACAAAACAAAAAACACUGAUGAUACCUCCAAAAAACAUUUAGAUCAAGGGACAAGUUCUCACAACACACCAAGUACAAGCAAGAAUUAUUAUGAGGAUAACUAUAAAUUUAUUGUUGUUCAGGUUAGCAAAAACAUGAUAUUUAGCAGUGAAAAGAAUUGUCAAAUUGAAAAGUUAUUUGGCAUAAGUCUGGAAACACAUUCCGAUAACAAAACCUUGGUUGUAGUUGAUUUUUUAACUGAAGCCAGGGCUAUCUACAUGUCAAAAGUUAAGAAAGGAUACUUUUUAUACAAAAUAAAUGGAAUUGAAGUAAAUUCUUAUAACAUAAACAGUGUUUUACAAAGAAUUGUGGAAGAUCCUAGCAGUCCCAAACUGACCUUCCAAAUGCCUACUGAGGAACAGAAUAUAUUCAGUAUAGAAAGUUUGCUUGUUAUAAAAGGUGCACCUGACAAUACCCUAACUCAUGUAUUGAAUGAAUCAAUGUGUUCUGUACUAUACAUUUGUUGUAAUGAUAUAGAAUACAACAGUAAUGAUGAUAAAGGUGUGCUGUAUUGCUAUCCAAGACCCUUCAAUCAGAAUUUUCUAUAUAAUACCAGAGGCGCAUACGUAACAAUGAAUCAUCUAGCCCCAAAGUCCCUUGGAACAAGUGAACCGAUUAGUUCUACAAUAUUAUACAAUAACAUACUUAUAAAUGUUACAUACACAUCACAUUAUAGUGAUUUGUUACUUAUAGCUUUUCCGAAUAAUGAUAUUGAUUUGUUUUGUGCCAAGAAACUGAUUAUAGAAAUUGUGAAGUUGUUAGAGUUUUUGUACGGAUCUCUCAAGGCAUGUUUUACUAAACCGAACAAUGUUGAUAAGCUUGACGGUCUGUUUAGCCGGAUAUUUGUUACAUUGCUCUAUGGUAACAACAGUAAAUCAAAUAAGAACAUACUUGUUGAAGAUGUUUUAGCCGCUCAUUCAAUCACAUUACCACUGGAUGUUAGGGUGCAAGUUGAUGAUGCUAUAACAGAGCUAGAGGCUGCAGAUUACCGUGAAUGGACUGAUGACAUAGAUAACUUUCAAAGGCUCUAUACAGUAAUAGGUUCCUGUUUGUAUUAUUCUGGACAUUUGCUAAGUUCACAUUUACAAGAUGAAGAUUUAAAGGAAAUCAAUGCAUUUUUAAAAUUAAAUGGAGUCCUAAACAUGAGCACCGUAAAAGAAAUGGAAAAGCUUGUGAUGUGGAAAGAAGUAUUUAUACAUGAACAUAGAAAACAGAGCAAGAAUGAUAAUCAUGAAUAUAGAAUUCCCGAUGGUCGAUGGUUUCUUUUGGUUGUUGGCAAAGGCCACUUUAUUCUAUCCACAUUAAUGGAAGCCGGUGGAUGUACUGAAGAUGCUAUUGGAGUGACACCACCAUCGCCAUUUUACGUAGAAGAGUGUGAGAGUUGCUUAGAACUGUUAUAUGAGAUCGGUUUAGACAAGUAUAUGAGUUCGUGGGCGCGUUCCAACACGCACCCGCAGCUGGAAAUAGUACCAGAAUAUCUAACAAAGUAUGGGAAGAAAAUUAAGGAGAUUAAUUCAUUAAAGCCAGAAUCAUCACAAAAAUCGACCCUUAAAAUAUCAAAAUCCCCAUUAGAAGUGAAGAAGCGUCACAGUUCUUCAGAACAUGUCAAUACUGCAUCAAAUACGAGUGACAACUCUAUAAGUACAUAUGGCAGUCAUCAUAAUCUGUAUUCACAGUGGUACAAUGGACAGAAAUAUCGACAUUCCAACUUAGAUGUCAGUUAUUCUGAAGAUUCUAAUAGUUUAAAGAGUACCAGUGAAAAAAGUGAAGAGCGUGUCCAAGGCAGACGAGCAGAUAGAGAAUUGAGAAACCGUCGCGAAUCUUCCGGAUCCGACUCAGACUGGGAUGGGCAGGAGGGUAGCAGAGCGAGUAGCAGCAUAGACAUGUCGGAUAUAAGGAAAUCAUUGCUGAAUGAGAUAAAUCACGUUACCAUACACAGAAUAACAGCAGGUGAAGAGAAUGUGUUAUUCCACUUUAUACAACUGGAAUCAGAGAAAGGCAUACUCAUUGCACCAGUAAAGAACAUUGAGGCUCAAAGUAACAACAUCCUCUAUAGCUUCAUCAUUAAAACAUUCCGAUCAGCAUAAAAGAUACAUGAGUUGUUACAGCAUAGUAUUAGGUUUAAGAGAAAUCAUGCACCGGCAAACCCAUUGAAUAAAAUCCUUGUUGCUGUGAAAGAAUAUGGGAUCUUAUUUCAAGCACCCAUGGAAAUUUUAAAUCAGUGCGGAAUCAACAAGAAGAAUCAAGAGACAUUUCAGUUUUGGGUUGUCGGACGCGUGUUUAGUGAACCAGAACCAAGAGAGUUGUAUAUAUGCUAUCAUGAAUCGAUUCCACAAGAUCUCACUGAAGUGGCAUAUCUUCUUUCGUAUUUAGAAUAAAUCAAUUUUUCAGCAUGAAGUAUAAAAGUGUUUUGCAAUGAAUACAUAGUAUAAACGAUACUGUUUUUAUAUCCGUCCAUAUUUUGUGAUAAUUAAAAGUUAUGUUA